AUGAGUGCGGGCUCUAUUGAGCAGGAACCGACACGCAAGCUGGCUUGCUGUGGGGUCCCCCUCAUCACGGAGGACAUGCAGUCACUGGCCAUCCGCACGCUGUCCGGCACGGACAUCAACAAACACUAUGACCUCAUCCGCGAGCUGGGAAAAGGGACCUAUGGCAAGGUGGACCUUGUUUCCCACAAGAGCACAGGUGAGCUCAGCAGUGCCCUCUGCUGGUAGAGUCCAAGCAAGAGAACACCCAUGCCUUAGGUCAGGUGUGAGGGACCAUUGUCCCUCCAGGUGUUGCUGAUCUGCAGCUCCCAUCAGGUUGGUCAUUGACCAGGGAUGAUGGGGUUUGUAGCAAUAUCUGCAGGACCACACAUUCUCCAUACCUGCCUUAUGUACUCCUGAGAUACCUGGCUCCUGAAGCAAAUACCUCUUCCACCUGUAUGUUUCAUUUAAAGCAACCUGAGGGCCACAUUCCCUUCUGGGCAAUAUUCCAGGGGCCACAUUCCAAUGGUGGGGCCAGAGUCAAAUGUGAGCAGAGCAGUGAAUCUAAACAUUACCUUUGUACAGCUCUCUAGAUCAGGCUUCCUCAAACUAGGCCCUCCAGAUGUUUUGAGACUACAAUUCCCAUCAUCCCUGACCACUGAUCCUACUAGCUAGGGAUCAUGGGAGUUGUAGGCCAAAAACAUCUGGAGGGCCGAGUUUGAUAAAGUCUGGUCUAGAUUCUAUGCACCCUCAAUCCAAUUCACCCUGCCCUCUCUCAGGGAUUGACCAUAACACAUCCCACAACCUGUGGGGAACCUUCAGCCCUAUCAAAAGUUCCUUUCCAGUUAUCACAAUUGCUCCAUCAAGGCGGUAAACUCUGAAAUCAUUUUGUUGUGCUUUCGUAAGUCAAAGUGAGUGACAUCCUGAGCAUUCUCUGUCCUUCCUCCCACUUCUCCCUCCCCAUUUACAGGCACCAAGAUGGCGCUGAAGUUUGUCAACAAGAACAAGACGAAACUGAAGAACUUCCUGAGGGAGUUCAGCAUUACCAAUACACUCUCCUCGAGCCCCUUUAUCAUCAAGGUCUUUGAUGUGGUCUUCGAGACGGAGGACUGUUACGUGUUUGCCCAGGAAUAUGCACCUGGCGGAGACCUCUUUGACAUCAUUCCGCCACAGGUAACUAGGCCUCAGUUCCACUGGCUUUUUGGCUGUCUGGGUCCCUCAGAACCCACACAUCCAAAGCGCUAUGAUGCCUCGUUAAACAGGCAUGGCUUCCCUCUAAGAAUUCUGGGAGCUGUAGUUUGUUAGAGCGUUAAGAGAGCUCUAUUCCACUCCCAGAGCUGCAAUUCUCAGAGCGGUUUAACAAUCGAUCCCAGGAAUUGUCUGAACCCUUAUAGCCCAACUUGAGCACUGAGAUCAGCUUCAGGAGAAUCGUUGGUCAUUCCCCGAGUUGACAAGGCUCACUUUGAUAACAACAAGAAAUGGAGCCUUUAGAGUCAUUGAGUGUUCUUUUUUUUUUUUUAAUGAUGUUUAUUGAGAAUUUUAAAGUUACAUAAAAAAGAAGAAAGAAAAGACAAGAAAAGGAGAAAAAGAGAGAAAGAAGUAGAUAAACAUAACAAUUAAACAAUACAGAUCAAUAAAAACCAGUGUAAAAUAAAAUAACAAAACACACAAUACAUCUAAAUCAAAAAACAAGAAUAAACAAACAAUUAAAAAUCAAAUCUAAUAUUCCCAAAUCCUUAACUUUCAUUAACUUAUUUCAACGACCUCCUCACACCUCCCUUUUUUGUAUUCUAGUUAUUAAUUACCUCAGCAAAUCCUUCCCAUCUUUCACAAUAUUCUGUCAUUUAAAUUACUUUAAUCUAUUUUAACCUUAUCUUACCUAAAAAACCCUAAAACUUAAAGCUUAAAACUUAUAUAUACCAAAUUCUUUUAACCAUAACAUAUUCUUUCAUAAUUCUUUUUGACAUUUCUGCUAAGGCCAAAUAAUUUCAUUCCAACAUUUUUCUAAUACUCAUUAAUUUUACAAUACUUUUCUAAAUAAAUUUUGAAACUUUCUUCCAAUCUUCAUCCAUCGUCUCUUCUUCCUGGUCUCGGGUUAUGUCAGUCCUUUCUCGUUUAUCUAAUCCAUCAACCUGGUGCUCUUAUGUCCGAGGCUCUUAAAUCUUUUCCAUGCCCCUUCUGCAGAUCUUCUUCUUGUUUAUACCUGCCCUUUACUUUAUCUUUUGUUGAUCUUUUUCUUAUUUUCUUUCCUUUCUCAUUGGGGAGUAGAUCUCGGGAGGACUCCAAUCCAAAAGUAUCUCCAUCUCCAUCUCUCCUCAGCAGAUCAGCCCAUUCCCCACAGUCCCAUUGCCCACAGUCAACACUGUAAUCCAGAAAGUAUUUAAAAGCAUAUUUCAAAGUCUUUCCAAAAUUAAGAGCCCUCACAACUCCAAACCCCCCCUGGGCCACUCCAGAUUCGAACUUCGAGAUCAGCGGCUUAUACUCCUGCAAGGUCUCGGGUCUCUCCAUUUGUAUUAUUUGAGGUUCAACAACAACCUCCUCCAUUUUCUUCUGCCCUUGCGCUUGCCCUAUCAAAACAGAUUCCUGGGCUGGUUCCUGAAUGAUUUCUAUAUGGGUAUUCGCUGUUUGUCCAAAGUUUUUAACUGCAAAAGUCAUCAAAUCCAUCUUCUCAUGCAUCUGCUCCAGCAAAGCACUUGUCUUGCACAAAGCAAGCACCAAGACUUCUUGUAAACACAUUUUCCCCCCCAAGGUUAGAGUCUGGUCUCACGAUCCUAAUCAUACAGCUGUGAGGUCCCCAGAUCAGCUCCAGCAACAAAUUGACAAGCUCCCUCUAGAGGAGACAAUUUCUAUUUGUAUUCAUCUUUUAAAAGCAGGACCAACAAGGAAAAGUUACUUUCACUUUUCAAAUACUUUGUUUCUUUUGAUUGCAAGAAGCAACAUUGGAAUCAGUAUAUUUCUCUUUUUUUUCCUAUCUGUCAAAAGACGUUCCGUUCACAGUCGAUGAACUUUCCCCAUAAAUUUCUGUCUCUGACACCCCGUUCCCAGGUUUGAGACAGUGGAAAAUUUAUCUUUCUUUACUCUCUCUCCUGCAUGCUUAAACAGUCAAAAAUCCCCCUCUUUUAUCCUGCUUCCAAGAGGGGUUUUGGUGGUAAUGAAUGAAGGAAAUUUAGAACUUUAUGUACGACUUUCCAGACUUUAGCUUACAAAGUUUUUGCUUCAAUCUAUUUACAAAAAACGGGAGGCGGACUUCCUGUUUAGAACCUUCCCGUUUCGAUGCCAAAUUAAAAUAUUUCUUAAUACUUGAUCCAAUUUUCUGUUCUACUCACGGGUACUUGUUUAGAGUCCAAAUGUCCACAGGAAAAAGACAGCGCUCUCCAGCAACGGCUGUGCGGCUUCACUCCGUAAAAGUAGCGGUUGAUUCAAAACACCGCGCCACUCACCCCACGUCGCUUCGGACCCCCAAAAAAGGGUUUCCUUGCGAGUAGGGGAGGCGCUCCUGGUGUCAGCCAAAUCCCACGUUCCCAGGCUUCCUCCGCCUGGGAUUUUUAAAGGGUCUCCGCCUUCACCGCGGCGGCAAGACCCAAUUUUCACGGAGCAGGUUCCUCUCUGUCAGAGGAACUCCGCCAUUGCCGAUGGCGCUGUCCCGGAAGUCUAGAGUCCUUGAGUGUUCUUGGGAGGCCAUGUUUAUUCCUGGCGUUUCCUGAUGCCCUUUCCUAGCUGAUGGUAUCUCUCUCUCUACCUGCAGGUGGGGCUUCCUGAGGACAUGGUGAAGCGCUGUGUGCAGCAGCUUGGCCUGGCCUUAGAUUACAUGCACAGCAAAAACUUAGUCCACCGGGACAUCAAGCCGGAAAACGUCCUCCUCUUCGACCGCGACUGCCGGCGUGUCAAGCUGGCCGACUUCGGCAUGACGCGCAAAGUGGGGUGCCGGGUGAAGCGCAUCAGCGGGACCAUCCCGUACACGGCGCCCGAGGUGUGCCAGGCCGGCCGGGCCGAGGGCUUUACCGUGGACACUAGCAUUGACGUGUGGGCUUUCGGGGUGCUCAUCUUCUGCGUGCUGACGGGCAACUUCCCCUGGGAGGCAGCCUCAGCCUCGGACACCUUCUUUGAAGAGUUUGUGAGGUGGCAAAAGGGGCGCCUGGCGGGGCUGCCCUCCCAGUGGCGCCGCUUCACGGACAACGCGCUGCGGAUGUUCCAGCGCUUGCUGGCCCUGGACCCGGAGAAGCGCUGCCCUGUGAAGGAGGUCUUCUUCUUCAUCAAGUACGACCUGAUGUCGGAGGUGCGGCGCCGGCCCUCCUACCGCUCCCGCAAGCACACCGGAGACAAACUCUCCGCCGGCCCUCACCGCCACGAGACGCCCAGCACUUGCACCCCGACCCCCCUCAAGAGGACCAUCCUGACAGAAGGCAGCGUCUCCCGGCUGUCUGCCUCAGAGUCUGGCCUCCCUUCCCCCGGGGCAGGAAGCAGGACUGAUGGGCGGCAGGACAAAGGCAAAGGCCAGAUGGUCCUGGCCACAGCCAUCGAGAUCUGCGUCUGA
Messenger RNA from Podarcis lilfordi (Lilford's wall lizard), 4510 nucleotides. Lineage: Eukaryota; Metazoa; Chordata; Lepidosauria; Squamata; Lacertidae. The record is from the annotation of a GenBank genome assembly.